AUGCCAGCUCCUCACGGUGGAAUUUUACAAGACCUAGUUGCCAGAGACGCUUCCAAGAAAGCCGCUCUAUCACAAGAAGCUCAAUCUGGGUCUCUUGCUCAAUGGACUUUAACCGCUAGACAAAUUUGCGAUAUCGAAUUGAUCUUGAACGGUGGGUUCUCUCCCUUGACUGGGUUUCUCACUGAAAAGGACUAUUUGUCCGUCGUGAAGAACUCCAGAUUGGCUGAUGGUACUCUUUGGACCAUGCCAAUCACUUUGGACGUGGAUGAAACUUUCGCUAAAUCUGUCGCUCCAAAUUCAAGAAUUACCUUAUUGCAAGAUGGUGAAAUUCCAAUCGCUAUCUUGACCGUCACUGACGUUUAUAGACCAGAUAAGGCCUUGGAAGCUAAGGAAGUCUUCAGAGGCGAUCCAGAACAUCCUGCCAUUCGUUACUUGAAUAACAUUGCAGGUGAAUACUACAUCGGUGGCUCCCUUGAAGCUAUCCAAUUACCACAACAUUACGAUUAUCCAGGUCUACGUAAGGCUCCAGCUCAAUUGAGAUUGGAAUUCCAAUCCAGACAAUGGGAUCGUAUCGUGGCUUUCCAAACUAGAAACCCAAUGCAUAGAGCUCAUAGAGAAUUAACUGUUAGAGCCGCAAGAGAAGCUAACGCUAAGGUUUUGAUUCACCCUGUCGUGGGUCUAACUAAGCCAGGUGACAUUGACCAUCAUACCCGUGUCCGUGUUUACCAAGAGAUUAUCAAGCGUUAUCCAAAUGGUAUCGCUUUCUUAUCUUUAUUGCCAUUGGCUAUGAGAAUGGGUGGUGAUAGAGAAGCUGUUUGGCAUGCAAUCAUUAGAAAAAAUUAUGGUGCCACUCAUUUCAUUGUCGGAAGAGAUCAUGCUGGUCCAGGUAGUAACUCUAAGGGUGUCGAUUUCUAUGGUCCAUAUGAUGCUCAAGAAUUAGUCGAAUCUUACAAGAAUGAAUUAGACAUUCAAGUCGUUCCAUUCAGAAUGGUCACUUAUUUACCAGAUGAAGAUCGUUAUGCUCCAAUUGAUCAAAUUGAUACUUCAAAGACAAGAACUUUGAACAUUUCAGGUACUGAAUUGAGAAAAAGAUUAAGAGUCGGUGGUGAAAUUCCAGAAUGGUUCUCAUACCCAGAAGUCGUCAAGAUUUUAAGAGAAUCAAACCCACCAAGACCAAAACAAGGUUUCGCUAUUGUCUUGGAAGAUUCAUUGAAUGCUCCAAGUGGUCAAUUGGCCAUUGCCCUACUAUCCACUUUCUUGCAAUUCGGUGGUGGUAGACAUUACAAAGUUUUCGAACAUGAAAACAAUGAUAAAUUAUUGGAAUUAAUUCCAGAUUUUAUCCAAGCUGGUUCUGGGUUGAUCGUUCCAAAUCAAUGGACCUCUAAAAACGUUUCAUUCGGUGCCGAUCAAAACGUUUACACUUUAGGUGCUUCUGCUAACUCUGAUAUUAAAUUAGAUUCAGUCGAUGAAACUAUUUUCCACAUUGUCCAAAAGGUUGUUUUGUUCUUGGAAGAUAACGGUUACCUAGUCUUUUAA
Messenger RNA from Naumovozyma castellii, 1536 nucleotides. It is a transcript of the gene MET3, whose product is annotated as sulfate adenylyltransferase. The transcript has a single exon. The record is from RefSeq and is a predicted model, not a curated record. Lineage: Eukaryota; Fungi; Ascomycota; Saccharomycetes; Saccharomycetales; Saccharomycetaceae. Bases 1 to 1536 code for a protein of 511 amino acids.